GGAGCCAGCGCUGCCCCGGGGGCCUGGGGACCCACAAGUGAGAGGCAGAGAAAGUCCCGGCCGCUCGGCUCCCAAAUGGGAUUCAAGUGCAUCCUUCAGGGCAGCCAGACUUGAGGACUUAGCCCAGCCCUCCCCGGCAGCGGGGAGCAUUCAUGCUGGGGACCCCGAGGAGUGGGAGACUCUCGGGAAGCCUAGCUCCGCGCGAAGCUGGGAGGUCCGUGCCUCCCCGCGCCCGGCGGACAGGCUGACAGCGGCCGAGGAGGAGAGGCAGUCGGGAGCCGGGCAGGGUGACGGUCCCCUCUGGCUCCUCGGGACCUGCUGCUGCUUCUCGGCUGCCGGCCGGCUUCGGAUGCGCUACAGGCAGCCGGCCCCUCAGCGCGCAGCCUUCGGGAGGCAGGCCGGACGUCCCCAUCCCGCAGGGAUCCUCAGCCAUGGGCAGCCAAGACAAUGAGACUCUGCUGUUCUCGCCCUCCCCCGAGGCGGAGAACUACAGCCAGACAAUCACCGUCGGGGACUUCAGCCCCAGCCCUGCCCAGAACUUCAGCCCCAGCAUCUUCGAGGACCCCAGCCUCAGCCCCAACUUCAGCUCUAGCAUCAGCCCUGAUCCCAGUUCCAGCCCCAGCCCCAGCCUCAGUUCCAGUCUGAACCCGACCCCUAGCCCCUGGGAGUCAAAGGUCAGCAGUAGUCCCCAAGGUUUUGCCCACCUCCCACAGGAUUGGGGCUCCCAAGCCAAUCCGUUCUGGGACACCCCUCUGAACCACGGCCUGAAUGUAUUUGUGGGAGUGGCCCUGUGCAUCACCAUGCUGGGUUUGGGCUGCACCGUGGAGGUCAAUCACAUCGGGGCUCACAUCCGCAGGCCCAUCGGGGUCCUGCUGGCCCUGCUCUGCCAGUUCGUCUUCAUGCCCCUGCUGGCCUUCCUCCUGGCCCUCAUCUUCUCUCUGGACGAAGUGGAGGCUGUGGCCGUUCUAUUAUGCGGCUGCUGUCCAGGCGGAAACCUUUCCAAUCUUAUGUCUCUGCUGGUGAACGGCGACAUGAACCUCAGUAUUAUCAUGACUAUUUCUUCCACACUUCUGGCUUUGCUGUUGAUGCCCCUCUGCCUGUGGAUCUAUAGUCGGGCCUGGAUCAAUACAACUUUGGUGCAGUUACUACCCCUGGGAGCAGUGACCCUGACCCUCUGCAGCACCCUGAUUCCAAUUGCUGUAGGUGUAUUCAUCCGCUACAAAUAUACACGAAUCGCUGACUAUGUUCUUAAGGUUUCCCUGUGGUCUCUGCUAGUGACGCUGGUGGUCCUUUUCAUCAUGACCGGUACUAUGUUAGGACCUGAACUGUUGGCAAGUAUUCCUGCAACUGUUUAUGUGGUAGCCAUUUUUAUGCCUUUGGCUGGAUAUGUGUCAGGAUAUGGUUUGGCUACCUUAUUCCAUCUGCCCUCCAACUGCAAAAGGACUGUUUCUCUAGAAACAGGUAGUCAGAACGUACAACUCUGCACGGCCAUUCUAAAGCUAACCUUUCCUCCACAGCUCAUAGGAAGUAUGUACAUGUUUCCUCUGCUUUAUGCCCUUUUUCAGUCUGCAGAAGCAGGGAUUUUUGUAUUAGUGUAUAAGAUGUAUGGAAGGGAAGUUGUACAUAAGCAAGAUCCUCUGGAUGAAGAUGAUACAGAUAUUUCUUAUAAGAAACUGAAGGAAGAAGAAAUGGCAGAUACUUCAUAUGGAUCAGUUAAAGUGGAUGAACAUAAUUCAAUAAUGAUGGAGCCCACCCAGACCUCAUUGUGAGUUCCAUUUAACGUAGAACAACCUAUCGGCUCCUCCCCCCCAUCUCUCAUUUAUAGUCUGUGGGAUGUUUAAGCAGUAUUAAAGGGCUUCAUCAUAGCAGGAUUCUUCUACAUAUAACCUUAUACCUUUCCACUGUAAGGCAAUCUGGGCUUCGUGAUUGUCAGCUACAGACCUUUCCUCAAAUUUAAACACUUAAGUACAUUCAAUGUUAUAACCUCUACAUCAGAUUACCCACACAAAGUUGAAGUUAAGUGAAUGAAUGUCUGUUCUUUAAAUAAUUCUUUUAAAAUGGAGCCGCUAUUAGAAACCGGGACCUCAAAACAUGAAAUUUUGGUGCAGUGUGAGUAAAAAUAAGUUCUAGUUCUAAGACCAUAAUUGAAUUUCAUGUAUUCAUCGGGGGGAGGGGGGAAUGUAGGAUUUGUCUUGUAUUCAGUUAAGUUCAAUUAAAUAAAAACGGUGUAACAAUGUCAAUUCUGUUGAACCUGCAUCAUAUUAGAGAAAAUCAGUAAAGACAUUAAAACGCCUACUUGACUUGA
Antechinus flavipes (yellow-footed antechinus) is the source of this 2305-nucleotide messenger RNA. RefSeq names its product solute carrier family 10 member 4 (gene SLC10A4). Gene Ontology annotation, molecular function: bile acid:sodium symporter activity. Gene Ontology annotation, biological process: bile acid and bile salt transport. Gene Ontology annotation, cellular component: membrane. NCBI's taxonomy places the organism in Eukaryota, Metazoa, Chordata, Mammalia, Dasyuromorphia, Dasyuridae. The transcript has 3 exons. The record is from RefSeq and is a predicted model, not a curated record. Bases 432 to 1769 code for a protein of 445 amino acids.